AAUGUAAGCGACACAAAACGUAGAAAUCCAAAAAACUUCCUCGCACAGUCUCAAACUCUCAAUUCAACUUUACACAGUUACAUAAACAUUUUCCUCCCACACCGAUACAACAUCGCAAAACAAAAACCCAGAUUCUCCAAUGGCGGCAGCAGCAACAGCAUCACCCACACAACCCCGCAAACUCCCUCGCCCAGGACGAGGUGGUGUAAUCUCCGACAAUCUAACCGAAGAAGAAUCCCGCGUCAAAGCAAUCGCCGAAAUCGUCUCACAAAUGAUCGACCUCUCCAAAAAAGGCGAAACUGUCGACCUCAACUUCAUCAAAUCCACCGCAUGUCGCAAAUACGGCCUCGCACGCGCACCAAAGCUCGUCGAGAUGAUCGCCGCUGUCCCUGACUCUGAGCGCGCGUCUCUACUCCCGAAGCUCCGCGCUAAGCCUGUGCGUACCGCGUCUGGAAUUGCGGUUGUUGCGGUGAUGUCGAAGCCGCAUAGGUGUCCGCAUAUUGCUACUACUGGGAAUAUAUGUGUGUAUUGCCCUGGUGGACCUGAUUCUGAUUUUGAGUAUAGUACACAGAGUUAUACUGGUUAUGAACCUACUAGUAUGCGCGCCAUUCGUGCCAGAUAUAACCCUUAUGUCCAAGCCAGAAGCAGGAUUGAUCAACUCAAGCGGUUGGGUCACAGUGUUGAUAAGGUUGAGUUCAUUCUAAUGGGUGGUACUUUUAUGUCACUUCCAGCGGAGUAUCGUGAUUACUUCACAAGGAAUCUGCACGAUGCCUUAUCUGGACACACUUCUGCAAAUGUUGAAGAAGCUGUUGCCUACUCUGAACACAGUGCAGUAAAGUGUAUUGGAAUGACUAUUGAGACGAGACCGGACUACUGUCUUGGCCCUCAUUUGCGGCAGAUGCUAUCAUAUGGGUGUACGCGAUUGGAGAUAGGAGUUCAAAGCACAUAUGAGGAUGUUGCUCGAGACACUAACAGAGGGCAUACUGUAGCUGCGGUAGCUGAUUGCUUUGCCUUGGCAAAGGAUGCUGGUUUCAAGGUUGUUGCUCAUAUGAUGCCUGAUCUUCCAAAUGUUGGGGUUGAGAGGGAUAUGGAAAGUUUUAAGGAAUUUUUUGAAAGUCCUUCCUUUAGAACUGAUGGACUUAAAAUAUAUCCUACUCUUGUUAUUCGUGGAACUGGGCUUUACGAGCUGUGGAAGACUGGCAGGUAUAGAAAUUACCCGCCUGAACAACUAGUAGAUAUUAUAGCUAGGAUUUUAUCUAUGGUGCCUCCUUGGACUCGUGUUUAUCGAGUACAGCGUGAUAUACCUAUGCCUUUGGUUACUUCUGGUGUUGAAAAAGGCAAUCUUCGUGAAUUGGCUUUAGCUCGAAUGGAUGACCUCGGACUAAAAUGCCGUGAUGUACGAACAAGAGAAGCUGGGAUUCAGGACAUUCACCACAAGAUUAGACCAGAAGAAGUAGAGCUUGUUCGCCGUGAUUAUACAGCCAAUGAGGGCUGGGAAACCUUUAUCUCAUAUGAAGAUACACGACAGGACAUUCUUGUAGGCCUCCUCCGUCUAAGGAAAUGUGGUAGGAAUGUCACCUGUCCUGAACUCAUGGGGAAGUGUUCGAUAGUCCGUGAACUUCACGUUUAUGGCACUGCAGUCCCUGUCCAUGGGCGAGAUUCAGAUAAGUUGCAACAUCAGGGUUAUGGCACACUACUGAUGGAAGAGGCAGAGUAUAUUGCUAGCAGGGAGCAUAGGUCAACAAAAAUAGCCGUUAUCUCUGGCGUCGGAACCCGGCAUUACUACAGGAAACUGGGCUAUGAACUCGAGGGACCUUACAUGGUCAAAUAUCUAGUGUAACCAGACAAUUGUAGGAAAGAAGGUUAUGUUGUACACUAUGGUUUAGAUGUAGAUCAGACAUAUUAACCAUUUGUAUAUUAUGAAUUUUGAUAGUUUCCUGUCAUUUAAUUGGCUAUCUUCUAUCGAUUUUACAGUUGCCAACUGUGAUGUACCAGAAAAGUGAAAUCAAUCAAGCUUUUUGAUCCAA
Molecule: messenger RNA, 2027 nt
Organism: Beta vulgaris subsp. vulgaris (sugar beet)
Lineage: Eukaryota; Viridiplantae; Streptophyta; Magnoliopsida; Caryophyllales; Amaranthaceae
Product: elongator complex protein 3
Exons: 8
Coding region: 140-1840 (566 amino acids)
Biological process (GO): tRNA wobble base 5-methoxycarbonylmethyl-2-thiouridinylation
Cellular component (GO): elongator holoenzyme complex; cytoplasm; nucleus
Molecular function (GO): iron-sulfur cluster binding; acyltransferase activity, transferring groups other than amino-acyl groups
Source: RefSeq, a predicted model, not a curated record